This is a messenger RNA of Bolinopsis microptera, 8046 nucleotides long. Its product is annotated as cilia- and flagella-associated protein 46-like. The record is from RefSeq and is a predicted model, not a curated record. Gene Ontology annotation, biological process: axoneme assembly; cilium movement involved in cell motility. NCBI's taxonomy places the organism in Eukaryota, Metazoa, Ctenophora, Tentaculata, Lobata, Bolinopsidae. The transcript has 2 exons. Bases 17 to 7741 code for a protein of 2574 amino acids. Gene Ontology annotation, molecular function: protein binding.
AGAUUGGAUGUAUUAGAUGGACCAGUACAUUCGAUCUCAGCUGCUGAGUGCAGUAAACAAUCAGGACAAUGAAAAAUUGAUUGCAACUUACCAGAAAAUCAAAGCAGAGGGCCACAAAGGAGCAACAGAGACCCUCAGUCCCGACCUUUUUGUGAUAUGUGCUGAGUCUGCCAUUAACAUCAACCUAGUGAAAAAUCAUGAACUGAUUGAAGAGGCUCUUAUCUUUUACAUCACCUUGAAGCCCAAAGCAAACCAGUUUUUAGCAAGGAGCUAUCUUUGUCAUGCUCACCUACAUAAGCCAUCCUCAACAAGAGAUAUUGAUAAAUUACAAAAAUGUUCCAAUUAUAUCCUCAAGGCAAUCGAGUUUGGAAAGAAGAACUCUCGAUAUUAUUUCCUUGUUGUUAAUGCGUCCAUUUUGUUCUGGAAACUUGCCAGACCAUUUCUUGUGCUUCAAAGUAUUCAUCAUGUUGUCAACACGUUAGGUGCUAUUGUGAAAGCGUUGACAUUUAUUGAUGACCACAACAAAAAGUGGCUCUUGAGUCUGAGCGUAUCUUACAUUGAGAGCCUGUACAGGAAUAAACAAAGUGAUUUAGCAUCCAAAGAGACAAAGAUAGCGAUUAAACUGGCCAAAGCGAAAUGCCAGGAGCAGCUUGUUGAAAUUAUCAGUAAGCUGUCUAGCUAUGGCCUUGUUACUUCAAAUGACAUGGUGGAUCUUAACCUGAACCUGAUGAUCAUCUAUGAAAUCAACACUUUGAAGUCCAAAUUAAAAAGUGACCCUUCAACGGAUAAGACUAAAAUAUCCAAGACAGUUACAGGUAUCAUAGAGAAAAUCACGAAAAAUUCUUUUAAGCUUGAUCCAGAUACUAGGAACGAAUUACUUCUAGAAUCACUCGCAAUCACCUUACAGCAUCGUCUACCUGAUUUAUCUCAGCAGUGUCUUGACAGCAUGCAACAACCAUUUACUGAUGUCAACUUCGAGUUUCGAGUGAAAUUUGCUGAAGCUGAUCUCAUUGUGAAAAAGCUUGGAAAGGAAGAGGAGUCAUACAAGAAAAGUAUUCUUGAUGUGCGUGUUAAAAGCAUUCUUCAAUGUCAUGAAGCAUUGGUGGCUUCGAUCAGAGACUGUGACUCUCUCACUGUACAAUCAGGAUGUAUUACUUUGUGGAAUUUGUGCUUACCAAUGCUGCAGCACAAUCUUCGUCACCAGAUUAUCGAACCUCUCAAGCUGAUUGUCAAUUCUCUUGAAGAUCUUCAAAGUAUGCUGGUUCUCUUGAGAUGUCAGGUCCACAUUGAGCUGGCUAAAUGCUACCAAGAUCAGCAAAAACUCAUCGAGGCUUUGGAUAACUUCACCAAAGCAUUGAACUUGGAUCCCAAUGAUCAGUACAAAAACACAAUUUUGUACCACAUGAAGUGCAUCGACUUGAAAACUAAUCUUUAUAAGAAGCCUGAUACAAUCGAGGAAAAGGCAGGAUUCCUUUUAGAGCAAGCUAAGUCUGCAAAAAAUGCUAAAGCAAAGCUACAACCUAUCUUGUUAAAAGUUGGAGAAUACCUUGCACCUCAUACUUUCAAUUGGGGGAUUAAAGAGCUUGGUGAAAACAGUCAAAACUGCUCCUCGUUCAUCGUUUUGAGAGACAAGAUAACAAAAUACCGAGAAGCAAAAGAAAAAGGUGUCUCUGAAAUGAACAGGUUGACCGAAUCUAACACUCACGAACGGUUCAUCCUUUGGGCAGAUACUGCUAAGCUAGCAAGAAAAGAGGAGGUUUGGGACGUGGCUCUCACUGCAGCUAGAUUUGCAUUGUGGUUUGAAGAUCGUUAUGCUUUUCAACCUCUAGAUGAAGAUGAGUCAGUCAGAAAGUCCAACCACAGUAGAACGAGCUCGGUAAGAUCCGACAGACAAGGGACCAAAAAUACUGGGAGAUCGAAUUUAUCAAACUUUGAUAAAGCAAAUGCUAUUCUUCUUUCAGAAUUAAAUUUCAUCUUUGCUGAGUCGCUGAUAUACUUCCUCAUGCAAGAGAAGAUUGCAUUGGGAGAGGGGCCGAGCCUUCCAAAACAGAUUGUUGCAAAUGAGGCAGACCUUACCUCUCAUAUUGACUAUCCCCAUUGGGAGUCAUAUUGUGAAUGGGUUAAAGAAGUCCAGGAGGAAUGCAUUGACCAUUUCAUAAAAGGUGGUCAGCAGGGUACUGCUUUGAAAGAGUGGUGGUUAGUGAACAACUCUUGUGUCUAUAUUUGGAAUUAUCUGAAGCAGACAAUCGAUAAAAACAACCACAACAAAGUCAUAGAUUGGCUCUCUAAAGGGUACAACCUCCUCAUGUCCUCCAAAGGUGGUGUCGACUUUGUUCUUGUUUGUCAGUUUGCAGAAGCCUUGGUCCAAGGUUAUCUCACUAAACAUAAAGUUGCCAAGCUGUUGAGUGGAUCUACCUCUCCAAGCCUUUCUAGAAAAGGCUCUCCAUCGCGAAAGGGUUCUCCCUCAAAACCGAAGUCAGGCAAGAAAAGCGUAACUCCUGUCGCCAAAAAAGGUGGUGCCAAAAAAGAUACAAAAGAUGCUAUGCCAAAUGUUGAUCCUGUUAUUGCUGAGGACAUAACGACAGCUAUUCAGAUAUCUGAACUUGUUUAUCAGAAAAUUGUUGGCAACUCCAAGGUUGGUCUACAUAAAAGGAAGUCUUUGCUUUGCUUGUGGGUGAAAUGUAAACAAGUGCUUGCACAACCUCUCAAGAAUCUGCUCCCCGAAGAUGAAAACACAGAUAGUUUUUCUGUUGCUUGUAAAAGUAUUGUUGCUGUUGAAAUGAAUCAUAUGAACACUAACCAGUAUUAUGUGUUCCCCAAUACGCCAACUAUGCAAGAAACAUUGAAGAUGAUUGAUAGCAGUGAUUGGAGUGAUAAGUUGAUUGAGUUAGAAAUUUGGACGAAACUUGCAUCGUUGUCCCUAAAACUCUCAAAUAAAGAAUUGAUCGACAAUUGCUGUGCUAAGAUCUCAGAGCUUCAAAAUCAUCCUCAUUUUGCACGACCAGGCUGCAGGGUCACCGCCAACAAGCUAUUGUGCUACCACAACCUCAUUUUAGGUAAAUCUGAGCUAUCAUUUGCCAUUUCUGAGACUUCCAUCACUGAUCGUUUACCUGCAUUCAAUUUGUUCACAAAUGCAGUUCUGGCAGCUGAGCAAGCCAAAGACUAUGAGCUUGCUAUGGAAGUUAUGCAGCAUUUCUGGAAUGCGAUACUACCUCAUUUGCAGAGAAGCAAUGGAAGAGGUCCUCUGAAGGAAAAUCUUUUAAAGGUACUAAAGGUCAUUGCUAAUCUAGCACCUGAUAAAAAUCAGAAACUGGUCGAGAUUUCUCCUAAACAACAAAAAGAGAUCGAUCUCAGAGCCCAUCUUUAUGGUGCUCUGUUUAUCAUAUUUUUAGAUGAAAAGAAUUGGAGCUCAGGAUUGGAAGAAGCAGAGAGAGCAGCUCUUUCAAUGCCAAGACCAACCCAUCCUCUUAUACUGAAGUAUAGAGCACUUUUUAAGGUCAAUCUUGGUUUAUCCCCCAAUGGUGACCUAGCCAAAUUGGAGAGGAUUGAGACUGAAGACACAGUAUCUGACAUGUGGCACAGGGUUGCAAUGUCAUCUUCUAAUAAAGAGGAGCAGCUCUAUGCUCUUCAACAGUCCAUCAUGCUUCUUCAAAACCCUCAGCUACGAGUGAAGAAAAUAGAGAGCAUUACUAGGUUUGCAGAGUGGCUUUUCAUUAAUCAAUAUCCAAUCAAUGAUGUGCUAGACCAGCUUGAGUGGGCUUUGGAUAUUGCUGUCGGUUUGAAAAGUGAAGAGAAAGGCACAGUUUUGAUGCCAAUAGAAGAACAAGAAGAUCUAAAGUCAAGAAGCAUCGCACAUACACUUAGUGUCACACGGACAAGGCAAACAAUGUCCACAUUGACAACAUCUCUGAGUGAAGAGAAGGUAGACAUCAUUAGCAAACCAAAACCAUUGUUAAUUUAUGUCGAUGAAGCAAUGGAAUCUUCAGAAGAGAUGCUGGAUGUUCAGAGGGGUGAGCUGAUGGCAAGGAUCUUAGUCAUUAGAUCUAAGAUGGUGCUUCAUUCAGGUGGCAAUGUUAAGCACUCCAUGUUGCUUGCUUACAAUAUGUAUAAAAAGGUUUUACAGACAUGCCUGAUGAAUUUAGAGGAUACCCCAGCUGCUGAAGAGAAGCCAAUGACUGGAGAUGGAAAGCGUGCUAAAGGUGGGAAGGCUGGAGGAAAUGUGAAACAAACAACAAAAUCACAAUGUCAAAUCAGUUUCCCAGCGAAUUUAGCCGAUUGGGCUUCAUUCAGACUUCCUGAAAACAUCGUUGAAAUGCUGCACGAUAAGCAAAAUACGGUAACUGUUAACAAAGUUACAUUUCCUCACCCAGAACUCAGCUUAUUUUAUCUGGAAGAGCUCUGUAAACAACUUCAACUCUUUGGUUUUAUUGACCAUCUCCUCCCUCUCUAUGCGAUUCAAGAACUUCUUGCAGUUUCUGUGUUAAAUAAUCCAGAUUUGGUAAACUUGAUUCAUUACAAAGCUGCUUGGACAUGCCAGAGACUUCAGCUUCCUCAAGGUUUCAACCAUCAUCUAGAGCUUGCAGUUUCUGUGCCAAGUAAGGAAGAGUUUGUUGGCAACCAGAUCGAUUUGGAGUUACAUAAAACAGGUGUCAAACAGUCAACGCAACUGCCAAUGGGAUUAAGCGAAGAAUCAAACAUGGCAAACAACAUUAUUUCUGAAAUCAAGCUUUGUGAUAUUCAAGUGAAGAAAGCAGAAAUAUUUAUUCAAUCAGGUGACUUCAAAUCAGCAAUAACUAUGCUGGAGCAAGCAUUACCAUCUAUUGAGUUUACUUGUGGUUCCAGGUCAAAGACAAGAUAUCAUAAAGCUGCUGCUUUACUUGCUGCUUCCCAAGCUAACUACAGCUCAGCAAUGGAGCACUUCCUUCAGAUUCAAAGAUCAUCGAAUGACUUGGAUACAUCUACUGAUCUUAUGAUAAAGAUAAUGGAGAUCCUGGUUAAAACAAGUCCCCAAUCCGCUGACAAUGUUUCACUUAGAUUUAUAGAAAUGUUGCAAGACCUUCAGGCAAAGUACAAAAACCACUCAUGCCAAAUUCAGUUCAUCAUUUCUCAGCUAAGCUGCAUUGUAGUAAAAGCAAAAGUAGAAUCUAUGUUGAAAGACGAUAUGGACACAGGUGAGAUUGAAACACUGUUGACUCUCUGUAAGGUUUAUGAUAAGCCUAUAACCAUAUUCUCAACUCUAGGAUUUAAAUUAGAUGCUUGUUGGGCUAUGUACUGGCUCAGCAAAAUUAAAUUCAGACUGUCAAUCCUGGAAAAUGGAACUGAUUUCCACAAAUGCAUGUUCUUGGAGGCGAUUGAAAGCUCACAGAAUGCCCUGAAAAUGGUCCACAAAGAGAUGAAAAGUAUGGCAGACCUAGGUGUAGUUGAUGCUAAACUGUCUCUGUAUGUUAGAUGCGUCGUUGAUCUACACUGUCACUUGUCCAACAUGUAUCAUCAUAUCUCAACUGAUGUCGUUCUUGAAGAAAAGAGGUUCCGUAUUGCUGAUUCUCAAAAAGAUUAUAUUGAUAAGAAGAUUGAAACCUAUAUCGCUGAGCCAGUCCUGUUAUCUAGCCUUGAUGAGCGCUGGCAGAAGAUGUGCUACAGUGCGAUGGAGUUGUGUAAAAUGCACAGUGAUAACGCAACGAGGAUUUGUCAGAAGCAUCAUCUUGAGUUCAGCUCAAGGCCUCAACUUAAGCUAGGAAUUGCUUUCGGUGACUCUUCAGUGUCAUUCUUUGAGGAUAGUUUAGAUCCUUGGAAUCAAGACAUGUCCGGUGAAGAGAUAGUCACACGUGACAUUCAGCCAGAGAUUAUCUCACUGAAAUACCUCACAUCCUCGAUGGAAUAUCUCACUCAAUCAGUUCAAAUAUCGUUAUUGAAACAAGAUCACAUGACUCUUCAACAAGGUUGUUUAGAAGUGAUCAACAGAUUGGGUUACAAUGCACCUCAUAUAUCUGCACAGUACCUUUCUCUUUACCAAAGCUCUGUUGUGUCCGUGUGGUUAAGAGAUCUGCUGAAACAAGCACUGCAUUGGCCGAGUAAAAGUGAGAUUGGGUCACUCAUUACUCAGUUGGAAUGUGCUUAUGAGAGUAAGAAUUAUCAGUUGUAUAACCAAUGCUUUGAGGAGCUCACCAAGACCAACUCCUCCUGGAAGAAAUUGUUGGUAUUUGAGAAUCACUUCGAUUUGCUAAAAGAGCUUGAUGAAAAGCAAUACUUUUUAAUCCUUCAACAUUCUCCUUGUAAGAAAUAUCUUUACUCCGGCUUCGUCCAAGGUACGAAGACUGCAGGUAAGAGUGCUCUGGAGGGUCCAGUAAUGAACAUCUCUCGUUGUGAAGUCACUUACGAGAAGCUGGAGAGCAUCCUCCGAAUGUAUGAAGCUUACAAAGCAAGCGUCCACAAGUACAUGUUGAAGUUAGUCCAUUUCUUCAGACUGGAAACACAGACCGAGCAGCGAAGUGUUUUGUUGAACCAACUUGGUGUUGUGGAAGGUAACGGAGCUCUGGAGGAUCUGAAGACAACACUUGAAGAGGAGAACUCGAGGAACUUGACGUUUUACCACAAUAUUAUCACAGAAUUGUGGGACUAUGUCAUGCCAGCUGUUGAGGCAUUCAAUAUGGAAUUCAGACAAAUCCAAGACGAGGAGGCUAGUUUUGUUCUUCUAGCCGACAUCGUUCUUCAGAAGUUACCUAUGGAAGCGUUACCGAUAUCCAAAAUUGGUAACUUGAAACAGUUCACGAGGGACUUUUCAUUGCAAACUUUCUACCAUAGGAUGCUCUCUUACACAAACUCUAAAGCUGGUGAAAAUGGUGGUGGAGGUGGAGGUGGAGAAGGUGGGAAGAAGGGUACUAAAACCCCAAUAGGAUCUGCUAGAGGGGAAAGGACAAAAAUGCCUUUGGAAAAGAGAUUGAUGGCAGACAAGGUGGCUCUUCUUCCGCCAGUUUUGGACUCAAAUAAUUUCAAAUACAUGGUUAACGACGACGGUGGAGUGAAAUGUGGAGACUCAAACAUGACCACAGAAAUAGCAGAAAUGUUGAAAGUUACCCAGGCAAAGACAGCUCGAUGGUCUGGAACUCUGAUCACGAACAGUCAAUGCAGUCCAGUGGAGGUGCAGCAAAUCCUCCACAGCUCAUCAGGCUUCCUCUACUGUGGACUUGGCAAACUCAGUGGACUUAUUUCUUCUGAGCUUUUGACUUGCUUAAACUUAACUGAUAGUCACGUUCAUAUCAUCGCAGACAAAGUAACAUCAGCUCAUUCAUUGAGAUACGAAGCUAAAGCUGACCAAGAUAAGGACAAAGAGAUACUUGCCCUUGAGACUUCUCUUAAUCUUGCUGGACUGUUUUACCUAAACGGAAGUGUCCUAACACUUAUCAACAGUGACGAAACUAACUCUGAUAACAACGUCAAGUUUGUGUCUUCUCUUCUGAAGACAGUGGUAGAAGGUGAGAUAUCGUUAGGCUCUGCUUUAUACCUCACUCGCUUCCCUCCUCCUCCUGAAGCUGCUCCUGCAGCACCGGUAACUCCAGUAGGAAAAGGAGCAAAAGCUAAACCUGCCAAACAGAAAUCAGACUCUGGUGCGGAUGCUACCCCUCAGAUUCCUAUUGAGAUCACCAUGCCUGAGUCAUUGGAUCCGAGUGUGUUUAACUUGGCAGCUUUUGGCGUCCCUCACAUUACUCUCGGUGAAGCUGUUCCAGCUGCAGGAAAGAAAUAAAGUGAAUGAACUGAAUUUGUCAUGCAACUGAGUUUCGUUGAAAUUGCUAUAAAUUAUUGUACUUUCAAGCUGUACUGUGUACAGUUUAUUUUGGUGAUUUCAUAACUACCGUGUAACCUAUUUUUGCACUUUCCAGAAAGUCUCACUUUUUCAAAAAUUCGGGCAUAAUGAAACAUCAAUAGCUAUAGUUUUGUGUUAGAAAAGUUAUCAGAUUUCUUGAUAGAUUAUAAUAUUUAAUAGUAAAUUACUUGUAUAGUUGUCCAAUAACGAUUGUUUAAUAAGAGAUAUUUUUAAUUUCUUUCAGU